This is a messenger RNA of Alexandromys fortis (reed vole), 3450 nucleotides long. RefSeq names its product T-box transcription factor T (gene Tbxt). The record is from RefSeq and is a predicted model, not a curated record. Gene Ontology annotation, molecular function: RNA polymerase II cis-regulatory region sequence-specific DNA binding; DNA-binding transcription factor activity, RNA polymerase II-specific. Bases 1857 to 2954 code for a protein of 365 amino acids. Lineage: Eukaryota; Metazoa; Chordata; Mammalia; Rodentia; Cricetidae. The transcript has 8 exons. Gene Ontology annotation, biological process: regulation of transcription by RNA polymerase II; somitogenesis; mesoderm formation. Gene Ontology annotation, cellular component: nucleus.
UAGCCUGGAGUGUAGAGAUAUCACUGUUCACGGUAGAAAAUGUAAUAUUAUUUAUUUGUCUCCUCUCGUUUGGAGAACGGAUCCAAAGCAAUCUUCCAUGAGCUUCGUGGAGGAUGGAGAAAAAUUCAUCUGUGAAGAACCCUAUUCCCAGGCCGGAUUCACCUUCACGCCAGAGAGGUUCUCACCGAGAGGUAAUAAACCAACUGCUGCCCACACCGCUUGGCGCGGAGGCGGAUAGGGAAACGCGCCCAGCGUGCGUUCCAAUAAUCCCGGGGCCACAUUCGGUGCAGGCGCAGCUACCAUCACCAAAGUCCAACUUUUAUGUGGGAUGCGAGGACACCUACUAGGGUCGCUAUCUGGACAGAUUCGCACUGGCCUUCCCUCUCCACGCAGGUGAAGGUCGUGGGGAACCCGGACGGCCGAGGUGGGAGUUAGUGGCAGUCCACGGGGCGAGGGGAUGUGUCCCGAAGCUGCUGCACCUCUGGGGGCUGAGGCUUCGGAGUGGUCAGGGAGACGCAGAUCCGCCGUAGUCCCUCGCAGGUGCGCGCAGCGUGGACACUCUAAGUGCGACUGCCGCAGGUGCUAGGGUGCGCUUGCAGAGCGCGAUGUGAUCGAGUGUGGGAGUGGAGAGUUUAGCAGUUGUUCUGGGAGCAGGGGCCUGGGUGGCUUCAGCACUGCCCCUUGCCCUCCCCCCAGGGUCCGCCCCGCCGCUUUGAUGGAGGUGCAAACAUUUGGGGGAGGGCGGGGGUGUCGGGACUGAGCCCGACGCUUUUCUUACAGGAAGCGCGCGCGGAACCCAUUGUUGGCCCCCGGCCUCCGGGCCCGCCCGGCCGGUCUGAUAUGGCCGCACACCGCCAAUGGGCAGUGGCUCAGUACUUCAAAGGGUGUCCCGCCCAAUCCGCCGCGCCCCCUGCGAGGCCACUUGGGCUGUAUUUAUGGGGAGGGGACCCAUUUUCUCUUCCCCAGAGACUUACUCUUGUCGCGCCUUGCGGGAGUUCAAGUGGAACCACGGCUCCCCAGCCCCUCUCCCCUCUCCCCGCCCCCUUCCCCCCACAUCCCGGUCCUGGGCCUCCUUUGGCGAAUGUGCUGGGACCCAGGUGUGGUCUUUGGGUUCCGCGAGUGACCCUUUUUCUUGGAAAAGGGGAGUGAGAGAAGUGAAGGUGGCUCUUGGGUAGGCAGUCGAGACUCGGAGCGGUGGAGAGGGCGGCAGGAGGAUGAGCUCCCCAGGCACAGAGAGCGCAGGGAAAAGCCUGCAGUACCGAGUGGAUCACCUGCUCAGCGCCGUGGAGAGCGAGCUGCAGGCGGGCAGCGAGAAGGGCGACCCCACGGAGCGCGAGCUGCGAGUGGGCUUGGAGGAGAGCGAACUGUGGCUGCGCUUCAAGGAGCUAACUAACGAGAUGAUUGUGACCAAGAACGGCAGGUAGGUGCGUGCUGCAAGACUGCGGUCUGGGGCCUGGAGAAUGCCUUUCGGGUAUAGAGGUGUAGAACACCGUUUUCUGCUUAAGGCCGACUUUCUGUUUCUUCCCGCUGCGUUAACUGCCCCGAGGGGGUUUCCUAACACAAUUUUCUCCGGAACUUUCACUGACGAAACUCUAGGAUUCCCCCAGGUCUACACUGGUGUGGCCAGGCUUGCCUGCGUCCUCUAAAGCCUUGAUCAGUUUGUCCCUCUUCUGUCUCUAGAGACUGUGGGCUUUGUGGGGAGAUGGAUUUAGUCCCAGGGCUGACUAAGCUCAGGCAAAGAAUCUUGUGAGACCGGCCGCAGGGGUGCUUCUUUGACCAUAAUAAACACUUGGUGCCAGGCUUCCUCACUCCAGCCGGAUGGGGUCCUCCUGCUGUGCCCUGUCUUUUCCAGGAGGAUGUUCCCGGUGCUGAAGGUGAACGUUUCGGGUUUGGACCCCAAUGCCAUGUAUUCCUUCUUGCUGGACUUCGUCGCGGCUGACAAUCACCGCUGGAAGUAUGUGAAUGGGGAGUGGGUACCUGGGGGCAAGCCGGAGCCUCAGGCGCCCAGCUGCGUCUACAUCCACCCAGAUUCGCCCAACUUCGGGGCCCACUGGAUGAAGGCUCCGGUGUCUUUCAGCAAAGUCAAACUCACCAACAAACUCAACGGAGGAGGCCAGAUCAUGUUGAAUUCCUUACACAAGUAUGAGCCUCGCAUUCACAUUGUGAGAGUGGGGGGCCCACAACGCAUGAUCACCAGCCACUGCUUUCCCGAGACCCAGUUCAUAGCUGUGACGGCCUAUCAGAACGAGGAGAUCACAGCCCUGAAAAUUAAAUACAAUCCGUUUGCAAAGGCCUUCCUUGAUGCCAAAGAAAGAAAUGAUCACAAAGAUGUGCUGGAGGAGCCCGGGGAUGGCCAGCAGCCGGGGUAUCCCCAAUCAGGGGGUUGGCUUGUUCCUGGCACCAGCACCCUCUGUCCACCUGCCAGCUCCCACCCUCAGUUUGGAGGCUCGCUCCCUCUCCCCUCCACACAUGGCUGCGAGAGGUACCCGGCUCUGAGGAACCACCGCUCAUCCCCUUACCCCAGCCCGUACGCUCAUCGGAACAACUCUCCCACCUAUGCCGACAAUUCGUCUGCCUGUUUGUCCAUGCUGCAAUCCCACGACAACUGGUCUAGCCUAGGAGUGCCUGGCCACACCAGCAUGCUACCCAUGAGUCACAGCACCAGCCCGCCUACCGGCUCUAGCCAAUACCCCAGCCUAUGGUCUGUGAGCAAUGGCACCAUCACCCCAGGCUCCCAGACAGCUGGGGUGUCCAACGGGCUAGGAGCCCAGCUCUUUCGGGGCUCCCCUGCACAUUACGCACCUCUGACGCACACGGUCUCGGCGGCCACGUCCUCUGGCUCCCCUAUGUAUGAAGGGGCGGCUACCGUCACGGACAUUUCUGACAGCCAAUACGACACAGCUCAGAGCCUCCUCAUAGCCUCGUGGACUCCCGUGUCACCUCCAUCCAUGUGACCUGAACUCUUCCCCGAUGUGCGCUAAGACUUGUAACAGCCAGUGUCGACUGGAUCCUCUCCUAGGCACCACAAGGCAGGCUCUUGGGACAAGGGAAAGACAUAAAAGCUUGCUACAAACUCCAUUGUCAAGUAAGAGGAUGUUUAUCAUCUUCCACGACCCUCUUGCUUGACGCCCGCGGUAGUGAUGUGUGCCCUACAUGUGAAGCCAGGUACAGAGGCGAGGCUGGGGUCCUGUGAAAUCCUUUGUCUCUACUACAACGUGUAGGUGACUUUGAAAGGCUGGGCUUUGCCCACCCUGUCCUGCUUUAGGGAGACACAAGGCACACUUCUAAUGCCCGUCCUCACUGCUUUAGAGUAGUUAGCUUUGAGGACAGAGAAAUCAUAGCCAGCAGACUGUAGCUAAAAUGGAAACUCCUCCGCCCUCUAGAAGAUUCUACCUUAAGCACAUGUAGCUUCUUGUGUUGUGAAGUCAACUGCGCGAUACUUUUCUGUGA